AUGACGUUCAAGUCUCUCGGAUUGCUCUUCCUUGUUCUUGUCACCAUUGCAUCUCACGUAACCUCCAAACACAACCCAAUUCUAUCUCCUCAACGUCUCUAUGGAUGUCGUAAAGGCGACAACGUAGAAGGAAUCCACAACAUUAAAAAAUACCUUCAACGUUAUGGUUACUUAUCACACAACACUGAUUCCCAUAUCAUUGAACUCAACAGCAACAAGUUCGACGACUCCCUAGAAUCUGCCAUUAAAUUAUAUCAGAAAUGGUCUCACCUCAACGUAAGUGGGAUUCUAGACCAAGAAACAUUAGAUCAAAUGUUCCAACCACGAUGUGGCGUACGAGAUGUCUUCAAAUUUAACUCAAGUAAGAAUCUUGAGGAUGAUCUUGAAAUGUCAUCUCAUUACGCUUUAUUUCCAGGCAACCUAAAAUGGCCAGAUUACAAACGCCACCUAACCUACGUAUUUACCAACAAUUUCCCAAUUAACUUUGUGCCAUCAGUGACUGAGGCUAUGGCUCGAUGGGCAGCCCAUUCACUAUUCACAUUCUCAGAAGCUUCGGAUGCCCAAAGUGCUGACAUUAAUAUAAGCUUUCAAAUAAAGGAUCAUGCAGAUGGGAUGCCUUUUGAUGGACCUGGAGGAGUUGUGGGUCAUGCUUUUGCACCAAUUGAUGGAAGAUUACACUUAGAUGGCGACGAUAGUUGGUCGGCAGGGUUGGAAGAGAAGAAGGUUAAUGUGAUGAAUGCGGCACUUCAUGAGCUUGGGCAUGUUCUUGGUCUUGCCCAUAGCACCCUUCCACAAGCUGUCAUGUGGCCUUAUAUUGAAUCCAAUGCUUUAAAGAACUUGAAUGAUGAUGAUAUUGCGGGACUUCAUGCUUUGUACCCUUAA
Cucumis sativus (cucumber) is the source of this 882-nucleotide messenger RNA. RefSeq names its product metalloendoproteinase 5-MMP-like. Lineage: Eukaryota; Viridiplantae; Streptophyta; Magnoliopsida; Cucurbitales; Cucurbitaceae. Gene Ontology annotation, biological process: proteolysis; extracellular matrix organization; collagen catabolic process. Gene Ontology annotation, cellular component: extracellular matrix. Bases 1 to 882 code for a protein of 293 amino acids. The transcript has a single exon. Gene Ontology annotation, molecular function: metalloendopeptidase activity; zinc ion binding. The record is from RefSeq and is a predicted model, not a curated record.